Trichoderma atroviride IMI 206040 is the source of this 546-nucleotide messenger RNA. RefSeq lists its product as uncharacterized. Lineage: Eukaryota; Fungi; Ascomycota; Sordariomycetes; Hypocreales; Hypocreaceae. The record is from RefSeq and is a predicted model, not a curated record.
AUGUCUGACAACUCCAACAACAAGCCCUCCACCCUCCAGUCCUACGUCGACUCUGCCACCGGCGCCGUCCAGAACGCCUUUGGCAACUUGACUGGCAACACAGGCGACCAGGCCAAGGGCGAGGUUCGCCAGGACAAGGCUCAGGCUGAGUACGACGCCUCUCAGGCAGCAGUCAAGCUCCCCGGUGGCACUAUUUCCAGCACAGGUGCUUUCGCCAAGGAUGAUCCCAACCGAACUGAUGGUUCAUGGAACCAGACCGUUGGUUCUGCUAAGGAGACGCUUGGAGGUCUCGUUGGCAAUGAGUCACUGAAGCAGUCUGGACGUCAACAGAACCUCGAGGGCCAGCAGCAAGAGGCAAAGGGCCAGCUACACGACUACGGCCACGGCGUGGGAGACCGUGUCCAGGGAACUGUUGGUGGUGCUGUCACCGGUCUUACUGGAGACAAGUCAGGCCAGGAGCACUACGAGGAGCUGCACGAUAAGGGCAAGACACAGCAGCGUGGCGCCGAGCACGACAUCCAGAAGCAGGCCGAGGCCAACUACUAG